Acanthamoeba castellanii str. Neff is the source of this 231-nucleotide messenger RNA. RefSeq lists its product as uncharacterized. The coding region runs from base 1 to 231 and encodes 76 amino acids. The record is from RefSeq and is a predicted model, not a curated record. The transcript has a single exon. Lineage: Eukaryota; Discosea; Longamoebia; Acanthamoebidae.
AUGGAGGAUGUGAUGUUUGUGCACAUGUGGCAUGUGGCCGAUGGAUGCUGCCAGAUCUUUGCUUUGGGGGUGUUGGAUGGACAUGGCGGCAAAGCCACCUCAUGGGCGCUGCGCAAGGUCCUGCCUGAGUGCAUUGCAUACAGCCUGGGCAAUGAGGCUGAUCUCAAUGACACUGAUUGGACACAUGAGAUCAACAGUAAGAUCAUGCUUGCCUUCUGGCAGGCACAAUGA